AUGGGAAGCUCAUCGAAAUCUUCUAUUCUAGAAUACGCUCGAUUUUACGGCAUCGCUAGCGACUUCACAGCGAUCGAUCCCCACACCUACAUCGACGAUACUUGCAAAAUCCCCACGCCCGAGCCACAGCCCAGCCCUGUCAUCGAACAAUUACAAAACGCCCAACAAGCCAUCACACAAGCCUUGCUCAAAGAGAAGCUGGACAUCAAGAAAGAAGGCGCUCGUCUCCUGUCAACCGUGAUACGAGAUGCAAGUGUUCGGACAGAGGACAUCAAUUGGACCGACGUUUUGCCGGCAUUCGAUCGGAUUGAAAGACUUCAGGUGGAAACGCCCAUUUUCCCUGCAGAGCAUGACACAAACACGAUGCUUUCUCAGAGGAGCUCACGCUACGACGGAGAUAUCCAAUUAGAACCGCUCGAGGAGCCUCUGUCAGCUGCAAUCCUUCCAAGCCACUUUUCAGACCUUAUAGAUGACGCCAUGGACCAUAUCAAAACAGAGAAACUCAGCUGCAGCAAGGAUGCUUUCAAAUUGAUACAGCAUGCCAAGAUCUGUACUGAUCCUUCCAAAAAGGCUGUAGAGGGUCUACUUAUGGAUGAGUUGACGCCGUGUCAGAAUGGUCUUGUCUUCUCGCGACCAUCUCCACUUAUCCUCUCCGAUGCCGACGAUGCAUAUCAUAGAAGCCCUUCGCCAGUUGCAGAGUUGCAGAUGCUACCAAGUCUCACUUCGCCGCAUUGCCUCCCCGAUCAUAGCACACAAAGAGGUCAAUCAGGAACUCUGAAGGAUAGAGAGUGUGACCGCAGCCAGGACCCACGAAACAAUAUGCUGUCAUAUCUCUCCAGUGACAAUGACAAGGAUAUUUCAGGCUGUGUUGAGCUAGAAGAUGACCUAAAUGAAUCCUUGGGUUGCAACAAUCUCCGUGGAACUAGUUCGUCUGGUCAGACUUCGCCGGGCUUUGACCAGAAUUUAGCUAUCAACACGCAGACUGUCCCUGACUUUUCCACCCAUGCCGGCAUUCUUGUGCCGCCAGUUAACGGAAGCGCACUUGACAUCGAUGUGCGGUCGUGUGCAUCAUUCAGUCGUCAAUCCAGAGCAGACAGUUCUCCCGAAGAGAAUGUCAGCGAAACCCAUAUAGAUGCCAUCAUUUCCACUGGAUGCACUGCCAUUGCCUCGGCUACGAACGACAAAUCGACAAUGGAUGGGAAAGGCGGUUCAAAAUCCCCCGAGUAUUUGUUUCCCGAACAGACAGGCGAGAAUAAGAUCUCCCCCUCCAGUACCGGUUACUUCUCUUGCCCUAUAGAUGAACCGAUCAUCGUCUCGGAUGCCGUACAUGCAAUAUCACCACUUCGACCGAGUCACGAAUUACAGGAGAUUGAAACAAACGCCGAUGAACCAUCUUUGAGCAACGGGGAGCAGAAGUCAGCGUCUCAGGGAAUGAGUCUUCAAUCGAAGUAUAAAGGCUUUCCGAAUCAUGCAUCGCUUCUUCCUUUGAAAAGGGAACGAAGCACAAGUCGGGAAAGUUUCCAGCUAAAGAACAAACAAAUUUCUCAAAGAAAGAAGUCUCAGGAAGAGAAAACACCAGGCCUAAAAGCCCACUUGCCACUGUCAGCCUCGCUGGGCUCACUGUCAUCAUUCAUGGAAAUCAGAGGCCGAAUCAAAAGUGGACGUCCGAUUGUGGCCAUAAGCCAAUACUUUCCUGCAUCCCAGCCGAUCGACAAGGUUGGACAGCGUGAUUCUACUGGAAUUACCGACAGCAUCAUGGUUAUACCAGCCACAUUCGCAGACAGAGCCCCGCGGAUCCAACGCAAGGUCUCCCAACCAUCGUACCUUUACGUCUCAACUGCGCUCCUUAAAACACACCUCAAUAUCAUACGGUGCAUUGAAAAGACACAAAGCGCCCUUACCAUUGUAUACAGAGACUACGGCACCACAGUGGGAGAAUUCCCAUCCAUAUGCAACCCCAGAAAUAUAGCCCUUCAGCCAGAUACAAGACACACCCUUCCAAACGAAGCAGAUAUCAUAGUCUCACCAACAACUGGAGUCAUUCUCACAACAUCUCAAGCAAUCACCCAGUUAUACCUCCCAGGACACAAGUCCAAAAAUCCCAAAACAACCGAUCUCAAAUGGAUAGACUCACCACUCCGCGAGCAGAUCUUCCUCCUUGCACGGCGAUACGAGUACCUCUAUCUAUUCGUUUCUCACGGAGCUGUUUCAAGAAAAGGCUCACAGGAAGGAAAUAUAGGUCUGACGUGGACAGCGGAUAAACGGACAUUGGCCUCUUUCGCUUCCUUGCUGGCUUUCUGCACUUCUACAAGUGACUGUGCAACGAUCGUCCCGCUUUGGGUGCCCUCAUCGCCGGAGGCACUGGCAAAAUGGAUUCUUUCAAUAUCUGAUAAGCAUGCUGUUGAGCUGCCUUUGGUAAAUGUCCCAACUCCACAGCAAACUGGGUUCACGCCGGUGAAUCCGAAGCCACAGUCCCAGGUUCCCAGAGCAGAACAUGGCAGUAUUGAGGAGACGAAUUGGGAGCAUUUCCUGAGACGAGCGGGGCUGAACCCGUAUGCUGCCCAGGCUGUGCUUUCUAUACUAAACAGAGAAGAGAGAAUCAUGAAGGCUGAGGGCGAUGGAUCCAGCCAAAAGCAGGGGAAAUUCGGAUCUCUUUCCAUAUUCAUGGCCAUGUCUUCUGAGCGUCGACAAGAGCUGUUCGGGGAAUUGAUAGGAGAGAAGUUGAUCAGUCGGGUCAGUCUAGUGAUAGACAAGGACUGGCAAUGCGACUGGGCGCUGAAUUUCAAUGAAUCUGCUAAACUUGAAAUUUACUGA
This is a messenger RNA of Aspergillus melleus, 2814 nucleotides long. RefSeq lists its product as uncharacterized. The record is from RefSeq and is a predicted model, not a curated record. The transcript has 2 exons. Bases 1 to 2814 code for a protein of 937 amino acids. NCBI's taxonomy places the organism in Eukaryota, Fungi, Ascomycota, Eurotiomycetes, Eurotiales, Aspergillaceae.